Messenger RNA from Mugil cephalus (flathead mullet), 4073 nucleotides. RefSeq names its product MICAL-like protein 2. Gene Ontology annotation, molecular function: protein binding. The coding region runs from base 510 to 2777 and encodes 755 amino acids. The record is from RefSeq and is a predicted model, not a curated record. NCBI's taxonomy places the organism in Eukaryota, Metazoa, Chordata, Actinopteri, Mugiliformes, Mugilidae. The transcript has 16 exons.
UGGGUUUUUAAUGGCCUGAGGGUGGACUAUAAAUGGUGGGUGUUUAAAAGAAGGUGGUUUAGCUUAAGCUUAUACAUAGAGGUUAAAAUAAACAGAACAUUGGCUAUAAUUUAAUUCUCAAAAUAAUCUGGUUUAUGACUUGACUUUAGGCCUCGAAAAUCUUUUCGACGGCCCUGGGAUUGAGGCUUCAUAAUGUAGGGCAGUGUGACAGGCACGAUGAAAGAGUUAAAAAGAAACACACUGAAAUGAACUCCACCCACGCCGCGUCACUCAGUUCGCAGGUGUCACUUCGAGUUUCAGUCCAGUCUUUCCAAACUUGAGUAGGUGAUUCCCACGAACGCACGCGCAGCCCUGCUGAUCCUGCUUCCCGGAACCGGUGCGUCCGAGCUUCUCUGGAAAGUUUCUAAAAGUUUGUAGGUGGGAGGACGGGAGGAGGGAGCUCCGUUUGAGGACCACAGCGGCUCAGCUGAGCUCUCACACACGGAUCGGUCCGGCUCGGAGCUACGGGGAUGUCGGCCGUGAAGAAUCUGCAGCAGUGGUGCCGGGUCCAGUGCAACGGCUACCGGGAUGUGUCCAUCACCAACAUGACCACGUCCUUCAGGGACGGCCUGGCUUUCUGCGCCCUCAUCCACAAACACAGACCCGAUCUCAUCAACUUUGAUUCUCUGAAGAAGGAAAAUGUCUUUGACAACAACAAGCUGGCGUUCAUGGUUGCGGAGGAACAACUGGGAAUUCCAGCGCUGUUGGACGCAGAAGACAUGGUGGCUCUCAAGGUCCCCGACCGCCUCAGCAUCCUGACGUACGUCUCUCAGUACUACAACUACUUCCACGGACGCUCCCCGAUCGGUGGCAUGGCGGGUAUAAAGCGUCCGGCAGACGAACCCACGGAUGAGCCGUCCGGGAAGAAGAACCAGCCGGUGACGGCUAAGGUGUUUCCCUCUAAUAAACCCGCCAGAGAGAACAGCCCACCCCCGUCCUCCAACAUCACCAGGCCCUCUCCUUCUCCGAAAGCAAGCAGAACCUCGCCACAGGAUGUCCUGGUUGAGAAACCCCGUCAGACGGGCACCCUGAGUAAUAAAUGCGUGGUCUGCAACGGGCAUGUUCACCUGGUGCAGCGGUAUCUAGUGGACGGGAAGCUCUAUCACAGGAACUGUGCAAAGACGGUACAAUCCACAAGCGCGCCUCAUCGAGAUUUUCCCUCAUACACCAAUGUCUCCAGAUUCAACCCCCCACCCAGCUCCAGUAAAACCAGUACGACAACUCCUUCCACACCAUCCAAACAGGGACCAACAUGGCUGACCAACAAAACCAGCACCUCUCCCAGCGUCUCCUCAUCAGUUGUCACUUCUCCUCCUGAAAAAACUCAAACAGCUUUUGUCUCCAAACCCGCAGCUUCACAUGGUUCUACCUUCGCUACGACCUUCUCCACCGGCGCCACCUCAAAGCCCACCGCCGCUCCCCUUGCGUCAACCACUGCCGCCAAGACACAAGAGUCUAAGCUCAAGUUUUUACAGGGUGACAAUAAAGAAAAAGUCACCACAAGCAUCAACGUGGACGUAAAUAAGGGCCAGGGUGUGCGUGGUAAGACACAAGAGGUCACUGCUGGUCAGACCGUGUCCUUGGUUGUAAAUGUCGGGGGUAAAGCAGCUUCUGCGGGCGGGAAAGUGAGUUCAAAACAGGAGGACACUACGAGCAAUAAGACAAAAGCAGCAGCAGCUUUUCUCUCCAAGAAACUUGCAGAGGAGAACAACAAUAACAACAGCAAGCCAUCCUGGACCACUGUAGCUCUGAAGAAGACUGACAAACCUAAGUCUCAGGUUGAGACGCCUACAAAGGAGACGGGGAGUGUCAGGGGGAAGGUGAAGCUGAAGGCAAACCCGGCACUCCUGGGUGACCUGUAUUCUACGGACCCCCCCAGCUCGACUACCAGCCCGGCCGGCUGGAGCGGACUCGCUGCCAAGACUCCAGACAGAGGAGCCUCAAAGCCUGUGUCAGAAAUUGAGUCCAGUCCUGCAGAUUGGAGGUCGAGCCUCAAGCCCGUCUCAAAACCCGCUGGUUCUUCACAGCCCUCCGCUAAGCCAUUGAUUAAUGGAGCUGGAAAGACUUCAGGGUUCUCCGUCGGGCCUUCCUCGUCGUCCGCUCAUCCUCCCGGCCUGAGCAUUUCUGUCACUGCACCAGCAUCUAAAGAAAUAAAUGGCCCAGAAGAUGAAAUCACAAACGGCACAAAGUCAGAAUCAAAGAUCUCCAAGACAAAGCCCGACUACAUCCCCAAAGAGGCCAUCAUGAAGGAGCUUCAGGAGAUCGACGACCAGCUGAACGAGCUGGAGAAGAGGGGAGUGGAGCUGGAGAAGAGGCUUCGCAGGAGCGACGAAGGAGAGGGUGAGGACGACUCACUCAUGGAUGAGUGGUUCAACUUGAUCAGGAAAAAGCAGUUGGCCAUGCGCCGGGAGUCUGAACUGGUCUACAUAGGAAGAAACCAGGACCUGGAGGAGCAGCAGCCGACUGUUGAACAAGAGCUCAGGAGACUGAUGGAAAAACCUGAUCAUCUGAAAACAGCCAGGGACAAAAAGAGAGAAGAGGAGCUGAUGGCCAAACUGGUGGAGAUCAUCAACGACAGGAACUCUAUUGUCGAGGGUCUGGACGAGGACAGACUCAGGGAGGAAGAGGAGGACGAGGAGCUAAACAAGAUGAUGAAGAAUUUAAAUGUUAAGGACAAGUCUAAGACCAAGUCUCCGAUGUCCAAAGUGCUCAAAUGGUUGAAGAAGAAGGAAGAAUGAUGCUCUGCAAAACACGCCGCUGUUUCUCCUUCCUCUGAUGCUUUCGCUGCUUAGCGUCGGUGUGCUCAGCCUGUGAUUCAUGGGAUAACAUUGGAAAUAGUGCGCGCAGCGUGUGUGCAAUCAGCCGGCGUCAUCCAAAAUGUCCUUCCCUCUGUCGGCUACGUCACUCAAGAUCCGACGUUUCUCCAGCCUGCCGGCGUACCACACUUACACACACAGAUCAUUUUUUUUAAAGGGGUUAAUGACUCACUUGUCGUGAUGUGAUUGGGUUCAGUGCUCCAGUUGUUAGUUUUAAUCCCCUUCUAGUCUUAAUCUCUCAACUUAAUGCUCUCUCACACAUACGUUGCUGCUCCAACUGAAAUGUCUUGAAAUGUUGCUUGUACACAUUAACACAGUUGCUAAUAAGAGAACGAGACUCAUCAAAGAGGUCGGACAGAUGCUCUUGCUCCCUGGUCAGUCCAGGCUACACAACCACUAAAUAUGUCAGGAACUCCAGGGUCUCUGUCUGACCAUGUUGAUGUAUUUGUGCAUUUUUUUUUUUUUUUAUUUUGAACAAUUUCUUGCGUACAUUACUUUAAAGGGCAAACAUUCAUACGCUACUCUUCACAAUAUCAUCAAAACCUGCAGCACUGAAUGCUUUUAUUAAUAGUGGUUUCUACUAGUUCAUAACUAAAUGUCAAGCUGAAAAAAAAACCUUUUUUAUAUACACAAACGACAGAAAUAUGUAAUGAGGGAUAAAACAUGACAUGUGUACGUUUACCUUUUUCUGAGCGAAGUGAAUAUUCAGGAAAAAACUCUUGUCCUGGUAUCUCUGUCUCAUGGAGGUUUUAGUUUUCUAGUUUUCUGCUCAUGCACAUGAAGAGGGAUUUGGGCUGUUUUAAUGGCUGAAUAGAUGAAAAGAGUGAAUGAUUUGAUGUUGUCUGCAUAAUUUUUUGGUUGGUUGGCUGUUUGGGUCUUGAAUGGAAGAAAUGGUCCACAUUGGACCUGGAUUUGUACAUGUUUUUUGUUGGUUUGUUUUAAAUAUUUUUCACCUGAAUUAACUGUCUGCGUGUCCAAAUGAGAUAUUUUAUGUGUAAAUUAGUUCUUAAAGCACUAAAGCAACUUUUUUUCUCUGUAGCCAAACUGUUCAAUUUUAACAGAACUAGUUGGUAAUGCACAUAAUUAGACAUUGUGUAUAUACUGUAUGCUUAUGUUCUCAUGCAUUUGGCUGCAGCGGUCUGAAUAUUAAAUACAGAAACAAGCCUGGAUUUUAAAUGAAUUUGCUGCAUAGAAGUUAAUAAAAAGACGGCAAAAGCA